CACCGAUGAACGACAUGUCGUGAAUUUAAUCGAUCUUGCACUCAACAUGGUCACGGGAAAUUCAGCUCCUUGAUUGAUCUUUGUUGGUAGCUUAAUGACCACGAUGGCCCGCAGUCUUUUCAAGAUAGCGGCGCUCACGCUCGCGAAUCUACUUCUCCCCUUUGCAAUCCUCACAUUCGCUUCAGGUUUCUUUCCAUAUAAGCCGGUUCUGUCGGGCCUUGCUUCCUUUCAACAUGACGAUGUGACGCAGAACACUCAACCAGAAGCCGUUUUUGACCGGAUCAUCUUUAUGGUGGUUGAUGCGCUGCGAAGUGAUUUCGUCUACGGCUACGAUUCCGGCUUCCAUUACACCCAGAGUUUGAUACGCGAUGGAGCUGCAAUUCCAUUCACGGCGCAUGCAUCUCCCCCGACAGUCACAAUGCCGCGCGUCAAAGCUUUGACGACGGGUUCUGUGCCAUCUUUCCUCGAUUUGAUACUCAACUUCGCGGAGAGUGAUACGAGCUCGUCUCUCGCCGCACAAGACACUUGGCUCGCGCAAAUCAAGGCCCGUGGAGGAAACAUAGUCUUUUAUGGUGAUGACACAUGGCUGAAGUUGUUCCCGAACAGCGCCGGCGGUGACGAAUUCUUUGCUCGGGUGGAUGGGACGAGCAGCUUCUUUGUUUCGGACUUCACCGAAGUAGACAAUAACGUGACGCGACAUGUCCCAGACGAGCUCGGACGUGAUGAUUGGAACUCCAUGAUCAUGCACUAUCUGGGCCUUGAUCACAUCGGACAUAAGACUGGUCCGCAAGGACCUAACAUGAUUCCAAAACAACACGAGAUGGACGGUAUCGUACGUACCAUCUUUGAAGCUAUGGAGAAGUACGAUCAUCAUGGCAAGACCCUUCUCGUACUUGCAGGCGACCACGGCAUGAAUGCAGGCGGCAAUCACGGUGGCAGUGGUCCAGGCGAGACCGAACCAGCCUUGCUUUUUGCAAGCCCGCAACUGCGUAAAAUUCAUCGCGACAGCGAACAAGAAAGCCCAACAGCACCAAAGCCCGGCACUGAGUUCCAUUACUACACAAAGGUGCAGCAAAGUGACUUGAUCCCAACCCUAGCAGGUUUGAUGGGCUUUCCGGUGUCACGCAACAGUCUCGGUGUCUUCAUCCCCGAGUUUACGGCAUUGUGGUCCGAAAAGGACUCUACGCAAUUGCUGCGCCAGAACGCCGAUCAGAUCCUGCAGAUAAUAGAAGCUUCACACGGUGCGAGCGCCUUCCAGGACAUUGUCACGACAUAUCGAUCCAGAUUAGCAUCGCUCGGCGGUCACAACAAACCCUGCAAAGACGUCGAUGAGGGAAUACAGCGCUUGGCGUGCCUUUGGGCCUCUGCUUUGUCUGUCAGAAAUGCUCGGAAUUCUCUUGAAACAGAGCAAGCUGCACUUUACAGCUUCCUAAACGAAGCACAAGAGACUCUGAGCGGCACGGCUAGCUCCUAUAACAUUCCACGCAUGAUUGCAGGCAUUGUCCUCAGCGGUGUCAUUCUGUCUCUGGCACUGUUCUCCUUCCCCUCAUUACGGCCGAUCACCGUGCCUGGACUCUUUCUCACCACCAUUGGCACUCUUUACGGCAUCAUGAUGUUUGCCAGUAGUUAUGUGGAGGAGGAACAGCAUUUCUGGUACUGGUUUACGCCUGCUUGGAUUGUAGUCCUCGCGGCUGGGGGCAGCGGUCUAGUGAAUGCAACGCCUGAACGUCGCGUUGGUAUCGCGGCUGCGACAUUUGUACUUCUUUCCGUGCAUCGCUUCGCAGUGCGCUGGAAUCAGACCGGUCAGAAGCAUGCCGGCGCACCGGACAUUGUUCACACAUUCUUCCCACGUGCAGUCGUGUUGCUCUGGAUCUUGAUCCUGUCGGCAUAUGCUCACGUCGGUUUACAGCUGGUGCGACGAUCGACGGCAGGUCUAAUGCCCAGCGAGCUCGGUGCUGCGUUGGUUGCGUUGGCGGUCGCUGCGGCAGUGGUAUUCAAGCUGAAUUUCACGCAGGCAGACGCUCCGGAGUUGGUCCAAGGCCUGGCAGAACGGAUCCGUGCUUGGACACAGGCUUACGAUCUGAUACUUCAAGCUCGUGUGGCGUUUGGUCUAUUGGGCGUUUUGACGGUGGUGGUUGUCGUGCUGUCUAUUGCAUCAGCAAAUGUCAGCCGUCGCGCAACAGGACAAUCCAUUCCGCAAGUGAACAGACUGCCGAGUCUUGCCGAGCGUCUGCAUUAUUUGCUCACGCUCUUCCUCAUGACGCAGUCGAGAGCUGCCAACAUCCCCCUUUUCCUCGGACUCGAGUUGCAGAUGCAGGCGAUGAGAUAUCUUCUGCUCCGAUCACAGAACAAGGACUUCCGCGAUCACCACACGCGUAUUGCUGUCACCACACUGCUUCUGUCGCAUGUCUACUUUUUUUGCAUGGGUGGCUCGAACUCGAUUUCAAGCAUCGAUCUGAGCAAUGCAUACAAUGGUGUCGCCGACUACAACAUCGGUGCUGUGGGCGUACUGCUCUUUGCGAGCAAUUGGACAGCUCCCAUCUGGUGGUGCAGUGCCACAGUUCUGCUUCUCAUUGAUGGGAAAAGACUACAGUCCGCUCCGCAAAAACUGUCGAAGGUUGCUGCUGACCCUCGGAGCUGGAUCCACGAUGAGCGGAAGAAGCUACAUGAGGACGCAGUACGAGCAGCGAAGCACGAAGGCGCACCACCAGCGGCUACUGCGUCGAGUGAUGGCAGUGUGUGGAUAUCCUACCUCUCCUGUGGCACAGCAUUCACUGCGGUAAGUUUAGUCGCUGUGAUGGCGGCAUGCACUGCGCUUCGCGCACACCUUUUCAUCUGGACAGUCUUCAGUCCUAAAUAUCUGUACUCCAUGGCGUGGAGUAUAGGAUGGCAUAUGAUCAUCAACAUCGGCCUGGGAAGUUUAUUGAUACAGGCGGCCCAAAUUGUCUGAUCAAGCAGACAUGAGAGAGAUGAUCGAGUAUGGAUGAGCACAGGAAUAUUGACCUGCAAGGUCCAGUAUUUGAUUGGAUCACUACCAUGUGAACCGGGACUUCUAUUGUUGGCAGUCGGGAGAAGUAUUUGAGCGAUUACUAUAGAUCUAAAAGGUAGUGAGUGACCCGCGUUGUUCAGAUUGAGAAAAGUCUUGCUUUCCUAU
Messenger RNA from Dissoconium aciculare CBS 342.82, 3154 nucleotides. Its product is annotated as alkaline phosphatase-like protein. Lineage: Eukaryota; Fungi; Ascomycota; Dothideomycetes; Mycosphaerellales; Dissoconiaceae. The record is from RefSeq and is a predicted model, not a curated record. The coding region runs from base 104 to 2950 and encodes 948 amino acids. Gene Ontology annotation, biological process: GPI anchor biosynthetic process. Gene Ontology annotation, cellular component: endoplasmic reticulum membrane. The transcript is spliced from 3 exons.